Messenger RNA from Daphnia carinata, 2591 nucleotides. RefSeq lists its product as uncharacterized. The coding region runs from base 297 to 1964 and encodes 555 amino acids. The transcript is spliced from 4 exons. The record is from RefSeq and is a predicted model, not a curated record. Lineage: Eukaryota; Metazoa; Arthropoda; Branchiopoda; Diplostraca; Daphniidae.
AAAGAAAUCCAGUGCCACAGAAUAGUUUAGCCCGUGCAAUAAUCAGGUUUCUGGGAAAAAAAACAAGAACUCUCCACAAACACACAGACGACUAGUAUAAGACGCUGGAGAUUUUUUUUUCUUCGUGCAGAACAUGUUUGAUAUCUCAUGGAAGUUAAUGCAUUGCAACCGUCAGCAACACUGUCCGGAUUCUCAUCCAUCAACAAUUAAGAAGCCAACGAGACCCCGAGCUCAUUCCACGUACGAUCUUCAUGCCUCAUCAGCAGCCAUUGUCUAUAAACGCAUAAGAGCGAAGUAUGGAGCAGCGCACCGUAACCGCCGUAACGGCUAAAAUGACGACGGCCCAAUCGAGGAUCCGCAGCGAACUCGGCAAUUUUCCUUCGGGUCCCACAAAAUUCACCGUCAUCCACAGGCGGCCUGUUUUUUGCGCCCCUCCCUUGCAGCCGCAAACGCCGCCCACCGCCGCUAAUGGCAAGCAAAUACUGGCCAACGCCAUGUGUCGCUUCGCGCAUCAUCCCGUCGCCGUGACUGCUCAAAAGUCGUCCGCAUCCGAAUCGAGCAGGAGUUCAUCAGCCAUCACGACCACAAGCUCAUCAUCGGCGGGUCCGGCUCUAGUCAGCAGUCAGCAGCAAACAAAUGGCAAUAAGAGAACGGACGUCAAGACGACGGCCCAUCAGCCAAGUGCAGCCAAGUUGGCCAGCGUCAAGCCCAUCCUAAAGCGAUCGCUAUCAGCCGACCAUCUGGACGUUUUCCAACCAGUACCUGCCAAGAGGCCGUUCCCUGUACAGAUAUGGUUCAACAACCAACCUCGCGGUCCGCGUCCGCUAGUAGCGACAGCUUUUUGGCUCGACAGUCCCCUGCACGAUAGUCAAGCGUUCGUGUACACGAAGCUGUUGGAAGCGUCACAAGCGCGACGUUAUCUACUAUUGCAGAGCAAACCACGAAAGUACCUUCACAUGACUAGCGGAUGGAUCGUCGUCAUCAACAGUCCAGCACCAUCCUCUCGUUCAAAGUCGGAAUUGAUGUUGCCACCCAUGACGGUGAAGCUUUUGCCGCAAGUCAAACCGGUUCCGACGGUGGCCCAACAAAGGCCGCUACCGCAACAAACAACAGCAAAAACAACAGGUCAACCAGUAGGGAAAUCAGCUCAACCUGUCACGCCGUCAAAAACGCCACCACAAUUUAAAAAAUCACCGUCAAGUCAAUUACCUCCACCUCCGCCGCUGAUAAGCCUACGGCCAUCCGGAACAAUCACCAAGCGAGAAACGGAAUCGCCGCCGCCCUUUCAGGACUACCCGCUGGAAUUGUGCAAACGAAGGAAGCAAUCGGAUGAUUCAAUGUCCCCACCAGACAGUCCUCGUCUCGUGAUCAAUCAUUCGGCUCCCGCGUCUCCUCUCAAUCUUGCCGUUAACGCAUUGACCACCACGGCUAACACGAAUAACGGGUCGUCCACGUCGAUCAAACGAAAGAUCUCUCUUCCAGCGCCUUUCACGCUGACAGAGAACAAGAGUCAAAACGAGCCGUUGGAUUUGGCUUCGCCAAGUCCGACGACGGUUUUCAAUCGAAUGACUCUGACCGAGAUCCUAUCACCAGCCUCUCCAGCCACGGAGCACUUCCGACGUCGAUUGAUACUCGUCCUGCAAGUUCUUCUAGGCAAGCGAAGAUUGGUGAAUUUGGGUCAUCCGGAAGCUUCGGUCGAAGAAAUUCUGACGCGAAUAUUAAAGAAGGCCGACAUUGUUCCAGCAAAAAGCUCCGACAUUCGUCUCAAUUGGCUCAAAUUCCUCCGGCUCUGCGUCAAGAACGAUGACGCCUGGAUACGUGAAGGUUGGGACAGAAAAUCGCCAGACGCCAUCCUCGACGAAAUUUAUCUUCAAGAUGUUAUCCCCAUACUUCGAAAGUCGGAGCCUUCCAGACGAAUAAAUGAAUAUUUGCAAGAAGUCGACAUGGAAAAGAAUGUUACCUGACGUUCACGUCUCCGUAAUCAAGAGGGCUGAAAUGAUGCCACUUACAUGGCGGUAUACUUCAUACAUUUCGUCUCCUUUUUGUUCAGGUUUACCACGUUUCGAAAGUCACAAGAGAACGGAUGCGUUGACUGAAAAAAACCUACGUGCUAACCAAUCGCACUGUUCUCCUAUAUUAUUUGAAACAUAGAGCUAAAGAGUAAUUAUUACACCCCCAGUCCCGAAUCCAGACAAAAGAUAUAACAAACCAGUCUGAUUCGAAUGCCAAAACGAGCUCAAACCAAAGAUUUCCUCAUUUAACUAAAUACGUGUCGGAUCCCCUCCUUGUUUCUUUCUUUUCAUUUUUUUUUCUCCUUUUCUUUCUGAGUUUGUUCCAUGAUAGAUUUGAAUGUUGCAUGCAGUAGCAGCAACCCUCUUUAUUUUCCUUCUUUAAUUUGGCAGUGGAUGUGUAAUUUCGCCUUCCUGGAGGCAAUUGCCCAUGGGUGAAGUCACCCGGAUUCAUCCCCGCACAAUCCAGUUCUUGUUUCUGAAGAACGAUGGUUAUCCUUGAUCGCCAUUUGACUUGUUUGGGUCUCGUCGUGUUGUAUGUACUAUCUUGUCUGUAAUGAAAUAAAAUUGAAAUUAGAAUGU